This is a messenger RNA of Carassius carassius (crucian carp), 3544 nucleotides long. RefSeq names its product zinc finger protein 23-like. The record is from RefSeq and is a predicted model, not a curated record. Bases 139 to 3168 code for a protein of 1009 amino acids. Gene Ontology annotation, cellular component: nucleus. Gene Ontology annotation, biological process: regulation of transcription by RNA polymerase II. Gene Ontology annotation, molecular function: RNA polymerase II cis-regulatory region sequence-specific DNA binding; DNA-binding transcription factor activity, RNA polymerase II-specific. Lineage: Eukaryota; Metazoa; Chordata; Actinopteri; Cypriniformes; Cyprinidae. The transcript is spliced from 7 exons.
UUUUUGCAAGCACGCUUGACUCCAGUGGAAUUCUAUUGGCGGACUUAAAAAAGUGCUGCGGACCAAUGACGUCGCGGUUUGUUGAGACGUUCCUAAUAACAUUUCUGACAGAUACGAAAGGAGAAGGCCAUAAUCGCCAUGGAGUCCUCUUCGGUGUACAUGUGCUUUCCCUGUUAUCAGGAGUUUCCUACUCUAGAGGAAGUGCUUGCACAUCAGAUGACCUGCACUGCAGAGAAUCCACAGCUACUGCCCAAUCAGACGCCGAUCGAGGCUGCAGCCGCCGCCGCUGGUCUGGCACAGGUGGCGAUGCAGGCUGUGUCAGUUCCCCAGACUGAGACAGCUGUUGAUCUGUCUUCUCUGCUAGAGCAGAAGAAAACUCUUCAGGCGGACGCUCCUCGUGUUCUGUAUCAGUGCGCUGACUGUGAGGUUCUCUUUGAUGCUCUGUCACUUUGGCAGCAGCACCGCAAGAUGGGCUGUUGUCUUGAGACGGGACCUGGACCUGGAGGAGAGCAGAGUAGAGAAAGUGUUGAAACAGCAGCCCAGCCAGAAUAUCAGGACGGUGAGCAGGCACAGAAUACACACCAACAGAUGGGGAUGAAAGAAGAGGGAAGACAGGCUGAAAUGAAGAUGGACAACACUAGUCAAGUAUUUGUGGCAGUAGGAGAGGUUUCUGAAAGAGUAGCGGCACCUGAUGGUGUCCCCAGUGAGCCUCUGGAGACUUCGGAGACACAGGAAACUGCACCUGUGGAGUCCUCAGCUGAAGAAAACAGCUCCGCCACAAGGCGCAGGGGGCAGAAAAAGGCUAAGCCCCCCUCCAGCCUGCUCUGUGUGGAGUGUGGGCAAAGCUUCAGCCUGGUUCCAGAGCUUGUGACUCACCGUAAGAAUCAGCACGGCUUGAAGGAUGCCAUACACCGCUGCACGGUUUGCGGAGAGGGCUUCCUCAACACCACUCUUUUCCUCUAUCACCGAAAGCAGCAUCGCUCAGAGGUGGAGGAUAAACCCAAGCAGGCUCAACCUGCCAUUCCUCAGCUCUCCACAGCCAUGCUGGAGGCCCCAGGUGAGGGACUCUUGCUUUUAGCCACAGCUGGAGAAGGCCAGAGUCUAAUGGAGGUCACCACUCUGGAACAAACCAUAACUGAGACCCCUGUGGCACACGUGGAGGUUGAGCUGGAAAAUGAUGAGAUGAGAGGAUCCGAGGCUCUCCGGACGGAGCAGGAACCUGUCGUGGAAGGCACAGAAGUUUUUGUGGAGAUGGUGGAGGAGAGUAAUGGAGCAAACCAGGAAGAAGUAAUGGAGAUGGUUGUUGAAAAGAUGCAAGAAGAUGUGGAGAUGGAGAAAAGCACUGUGGUUGAGGAGAUCCAAGGAGAGGUGGAACGUAGCACGGACAAGGAACCGGAGAAAGCUCCAUCUUCGAGCACAGAAGGACAGAAUUUCCUUUGCCAUCAAUGUGGAUCUGUUUUCACCAGUGACCAGGAGUUGGCCCAGCAUCGCAGGACCGAGCACGGCCUGGAGGCGGCGUUGCACACCUGCGAGUGCGGGGCUGAGUUCAUGAGCACCACACAGUUCUUGUACCAUCGGCGGGAGCAUAAGAAUGCAGCUGCAGGACACCCACCCGCUGGUGAAGUGAAAGGUCCAGCUGUUGUUGUGAAAACCAGAGACAACGUGAACUUCGGACAACCAGCAGCAGCAGCGGCAGCGGCUGGAGACAGCGCUAUUGAGGCUCCUGCCAAGCUGAGCCGUGACUGGUCACGCACUGCCCUGCCACACGAGUGCCCGCAUUGUGGACAGGGCUUUACGCGGCGCAGCCGUCUGCGUGAGCAUGUGUUCCAACACACAGGUGAGAAACUCUUCAACUGCAAAAUUUGCAAAAAGAGCUUCCCGUCUCCGGCCAACCUGCUGCGUCACAACCUGACCCACGGAGGAUCCCGUGUAUUCAACUGUCCCCUCUGUGACAAGCGCUUCUUCCAGCCGACGUCACUCAAACGCCACAUGCUGAUUCACCAGGGGGGUCAAAGCCAGGAACGCAGGGUCAGAGGCAGAGGAAAAGGCAAGGGACAAUCAAGUGAUGGGCGCCUGCACAUCUGCCCAGAGUGCCCUGCCAGCUUCAAGUUUGAGUCCCAGCUGAAGAGUCACAGACUCCUACACACCAGCCAUCCAUUCCCUUGCAAUGUGUGCGGGGAGGCAUUUAUACGACGCAAAGAGCUGGACCUCCACUCUCUCAUCCACCAAGAUAAAGAACCAAAGACGUGUCCUAACUGCGGCUCUCAGUUCCUGAAUCAGACCGUGCUGGACACACACCUUCAGCGCUGCACAGGGGAGGAGACAAACCACCGCAAAUAUAAGGGUCAGGGAAGAGGCAAGGUGGGAGGUCAGCUGGAGUGUGAUAUGUGCGGUCACCGCUGCGUGACUCAGGAUGGUCUUGACCUGCAUCGCCUCUCCCACACGGGUCAGACACCCCUGCGGUGCCCGCUCACCCCCUGCAGACGCCGCUUCGCCUCCAGUACUGCUUUAGGGGAGCAUCUCGUGGCCCACUGCUGUGGAGCAUUAGGCAAACGAAACGCCCCACGCCGAUUCACCUGCGAGUUCUGCGGGAAGGAGUUUGCCUACGUAUCCACCUUCACCGUUCACAUGAGGACGCACACCAACGAGAGACCCUUUGAGUGCUCUAUAUGUGGGAAGCGUUUCCGGCAGCUUCCGCACCUGCAGGAUCACGAGCGCAUUCAUAGCGGCGAGCGGCCGUUCACGUGCUGGGUGUGCGGUAAAAGCUUCAGCGUAGCGGCGAGGCUAACGGAGCACGCCCGUGUGCAUAGCGGCGAGCGACCGUACAUCUGCCCUCGGUGUCCCACCGCCUUCCGCUCACGACCAAACCUCGACAAACACAUGCGUCUGCACGCCAACGACCCCGUGGAUCCUUCUGCACAGAACAUGGAUGAUGAUGCAGCAGUGCAGACCAUCCUCUUAGUACAGGAGUCUUCUUCAUCUUCACCAUCCUCAUCCGCUGUGCCUUUGGUCCAGGAGGGCAUGUUGGUGGCAGGGGAAGGCAGCUCCUCUGUGGUCUUCCUGCACUCCAACCUUACCAUGCCAACUAUCUCAGUUCCCAACAUCUCUGUAGUCGCAGGUCAGGAUGUGCCUCACACUAUUGAGGUUAUCUUAGAGGAGACUGUGUAAAAACAUAAUCAGAUGAAUGCCAAGGGGAUAUGAGGCAGGGGGUUAACAUUAUUAUUUUAUUUUAUCUUUUGAAAGAGAAAGGCAGAUUCAGCAAUAGGUUAAACAAUAGGUCAGGACUUAACAAAAGUUUUGUUAAUGUGAAUUUCUGAGAGAUGCCUUGUUGAUUUAAGAUAUAUUUUGCUUUUGCAAUUUAGAAGUACAACAACUAAGCAUGUUUACCGUGCAAAAAAAUAAUUCACAAAUGUUUUUGCAUAUGAAUGGCAACGCUGUACUUAUGCUGUGAUUUUAUCUUAUGAUUUGAAUGUUUUAUCUGCCUUUAAUACAAAAAGUUGACCAUAAUUUGUGGUGUUUAAUUUUAAUAAAAAGCUUGAGCUUG